AUGGACAUGUUCAUUUGGUAUACAUUUGAGCUUAUGGAACCUGUGCAUCAAUCAGGAGGUAGUGAGGGUUCUGGGUCGGGCAUAAGCAGACGACAAUCUUCUCCUAAUAAUUGGAGGGCCAAAAAACAGCGGAUCAAUUUCCUGUACGUAAUCUGGCACUCGACCAAAGUUAAGGUCCGACGUCCUGCCCACUAUCGUUCAACCUGGGUUGGUUCCUGCCAGUACCACCCUUCAAGGCCAACAGCCGUCAGGUGUUUUGUUGCCCUACCUUUCGCAGACAAUGUAGGUUUCGUGGAUGCCCGGUCUUUCUACAGGUCGGGACCGCAGGACGAGGCGCGUUCAUGCCUCAGGUUUCCGACUUUGUCCGAUCAAAGUUCUGUGCGUUAG
This is a messenger RNA of Striga asiatica, 387 nucleotides long. Lineage: Eukaryota; Viridiplantae; Streptophyta; Magnoliopsida; Lamiales; Orobanchaceae. The record is from the annotation of a GenBank genome assembly.